Messenger RNA from Selaginella moellendorffii, 624 nucleotides. RefSeq names its product microsomal glutathione S-transferase 3. Gene Ontology annotation, cellular component: nuclear envelope; membrane; endoplasmic reticulum. Gene Ontology annotation, molecular function: glutathione transferase activity; glutathione peroxidase activity. Lineage: Eukaryota; Viridiplantae; Streptophyta; Lycopodiopsida; Selaginellales; Selaginellaceae. Bases 36 to 521 code for a protein of 161 amino acids. The transcript is spliced from 4 exons. The record is from RefSeq and is a predicted model, not a curated record.
GGCAGCAGUUCUUUGGCGUAGAAAGCGAGAAGACAAUGGCGACUGUGGAGCUGAGCAGCAACUAUGGAUUUGUGGUGUUGAUCGUUGUGGCAAAGUUUGUUCUCAACGUUUGGAUGAUGUUGCAGGUCGGCAAGGCACGGAAGCGCUACAAGGUGCCUUACCCAACUCUGUAUGCUCUUGAGAGCGAGAACAAGGAGGCCAAGCUAUUCAAUUGUGUCCAGAGGGGUCACCAAAACACUCUGGAACUCAUGCCACUCUUUCUCACUCUGCUCCUCCUUGGAGGUCUUAAGUACCCGAUUGUGGCAGCACUGUUUGGAGCUUUGUACAUUGUGACUCGCUACUUUUAUUUCACGGGCUACUCUACCGGCAUUCCAGACAACAGGCUAUCCAUUGGGUAUUCUUCCGAUUUAUCAAUCUUGGACGGUUUUUGGAUGUUUGAUUCGUGCAGGAAGUUUUCUUUCAUUGGCCUGCUGGGACUUCUAGUGUGCACCUUUUUGUUUGGUAUAGGAUUACUCUUUUAGAAGUUUAGCUCGCAAAAUACAUGGAGUGUUUUGAUCGUUCUCUCAAAAUGUCUAAGAGAGUUUCUUUCGGUAUUGAAGAAUUCGUUUUUUACUUAUGCAGAAA